Myzus persicae (green peach aphid) is the source of this 1040-nucleotide messenger RNA. Its product is annotated as protein ANTAGONIST OF LIKE HETEROCHROMATIN PROTEIN 1-like. Bases 186 to 962 code for a protein of 258 amino acids. The transcript has a single exon. The record is from RefSeq and is a predicted model, not a curated record. NCBI's taxonomy places the organism in Eukaryota, Metazoa, Arthropoda, Insecta, Hemiptera, Aphididae.
UACAUCCAGCGCUCUGUUCAGAAUCUAAAAAUAAUUGUAUAUACUAUAUGCUAUUCAUAAUUUAAAUUUUCUCUAGGUAUCUUGCAAGUGGUUGUACAUUCACCGAUUUACAUUUCAGUUAUAGAAUAGGAAUUUCAACGGCAAGUAAAAUAGUAGAAGAAGUAUGUACAGCAAUUUGGUAUCUAAUGAGAGAUGAUUUUAUUCCAACACCAACGAAAGAAAUAUGGGAGUUAAUUGCUUCUGGAUUUGAGAAUAGAGCUAAUUUUCCGAACUGCAUAGGAGCCGUCGAUGGCAAACAUAUCCGUUUAACUUGCCCACUUAACAGUGGGUCAAUGUAUUUUAAUUAUAAAGGUUAUAAUUCUAUAGUUCUCAUGGCAGUUGCAGAUUCCAAAUAUCGAUUUGUGUACACUGACGUUGGGAGUUAUGGUAAAGACUGUGAUUCUUCAGUGUUUAAGAGGUCUAGUUUGUGGAAGUCAAUAGAAAAUAAUGAACAACAAUUGCCAGAAGCAAAACCUUUGCCCGGAAUAGACAGUCCAAAACUACCUUACUUCUUCAUUGGAGACGAAGCAUUUGGUUUACAUAAACAUUUACUGAGACCUUUUGGUGGAACACAUCUGACAGUCGAUAAAAGAAUUUUUAACUAUCGACUAUCUAGAGCAAGACGAUUUGUUGAAUGCUCUUUUGGGAUCCUCACAAAUAAGUGGCGGAUAUUUCAUCUACCAAUUAAUGUACAACCAGACUUUGCUGUCAAAAUUGUAAAUGCUUGCAUUGUUUUACAUAAUUUUGUACUUGAGAGGGAUGGAUAUAACGAUUUGGAUACAAUGUCAAUCACAGGUUUGUCAGAUAUAUCUGAUGAGAGUAACGUAAGAGGAGGCCUUACACCAAAUAACAUAAGAAAUACAUUGUGUAAAUAUUUUGUUUCUGACGUCGGAAGUCUACCAUGGCAAAUGUCGAAAAUAUAAACUUGAAAUACCAGUGAAUAUUAUAACAAAUUAACUAAUUUAUAUCGGUAUUUCAAUUUUUUAAUAAACUAAGAGUUU